UCAGCAUCAACACGUUUUAGCAUCAUAUAGUAAUUUAAAAGGCCCAAUAAUAUGCGUUCAUUGUUGUGAAAUUGUAUUAUUUUUAAGUUCUUUUACGUAUUACUUUCUUGAGGAAUUAAAAAAUAAUUUAUUGUCUGCAGAUAUUGUCAGUGUUUAUCAUAUCAUAUAUUUUUUUAACUUAAAAUAUUAUUUAGUAUUUAAAAACGUCGAUAGCUAAUGUAUUAAAACUGUCUGUUAAUAUUUAAAAAUACCUAAAUUUUAGCUCUUUAUUAGUCAUGAAGGAGACAUAUUCCUGGUUGAUAUAUUCAUGUUUAAUUUUCGGAACAGAAACUAUGUGUGACAAAAAACUAGAAAAACGACAAGCUGAAUUGUCUGGCUUAAAAACUACUGAGAAUACGUUUUGUUGUUCAAAUGGACUGUGUAUCUUAUGGUCGUCAGUUUGUGACGGUCAAAGAGAUUGCUCAGAUGGUUCAGACGAAAACGAAGAGUUAUGUGGUCAAUAUGAGUAUGAAAUAAAUAAAACGUCAGAAUGCGGUAGAAUACAUAUCACUGACCAACCAGUAUCGUCCAUCGAUGGUAAAAAAACACUAAUUGGAACAGCGCCAUGGAAUGUUGGAAUAUAUGUAUUAAAUGAAGAGAGUACAAAUUAUGAAUUAAUUUGUGGAGGAUCAAUAAUUGCUCCAAAUUUAGUUGUUUCUGCCGCUCAUUGUUUUUGGUACGAAGAAAUGUCAUCUAAUAUAAUAACAAUAUACAAUGAAACAUAUAAAGUGGCCAUUGGAAAAUAUGAUAGCAAUUUUACAGUAGUUGAUAAUAAUUUUACACAAAUAAUAAAUGUGGAAACUAUUUAUUUAAAUGAAGAUUAUACUGGAGUUCACGGUUUCUAUACUCAUGAUAUAGCUGUUAUUGUGCUAUCAAAAAUAAUUACUUUUAAUAAUUUUGUUGCACCCAUCUGUAUCGAUUGGAAUGGUUCAUACAAUGUACCGAAUGGAGCUGAGGGAAAGAUUGUUGGCUGGGGAAAUACGGAAAACGAUACAUUAGGUCCCAUUUUAUUAGAAAGUUCAUUACCAUAUUAUAUCGACCGCAUUUCUUGUGAAAAUAUGUUUACCGAAGGAUAUCAAUAUUACUUGACUAAUGAUAAGUUUUGUGCUGGUUCUGCAUUGGAUUCCAGAGUUGAAAGGGGUGUGCAGAAUAUCGGUGCCGGCUUAGCCUUUGUACACUCUAAAUUAUAUUAUUUAACUGGAAUACUGAGUAUGAAGAAUCCAAAUACAAAUGAUUCAGUUAAAAUUUUUAUAGACAUUCAGCAUAAUGUUAAAUGGAUUCUUAAACUGUACAACAAAUAUUUGAAUAAUGCUAUACAAGUUUGCGUUUUACCAACUGUUGAAGGAGUAUUAUAUACUUAUGAAAAUUCAAAUGAAAAAUUAGAUGAUUGGGAAUUAGUUCUUCGGUAUCGUACUGUAAUUGAGAACUGUGAUGUUGGAUAUCAUAAGAUUUACUCCAAGAGUUAUAGAGUUUGUCUGAGACACGGAAAAUGGUUCUCGACUUCCGAGAAAUUAUGAAUUAAAAUGUGCCCGCCUCUAUUAUCAGAUAGUUUAGAUAUUGAAUGUACUCUAAAUGGUAAGUUUUCUAAAUGUUCAAAUCCAUCGAUACCCAAUACAAUAGCCAUACCAUCCUGCAAACCAACAUAUUUUGAACCAAUUGGACUAGAAAAUACUCCAUUUGAAUUAUUUUGUCAAUUUAAUGGAAGGUGGAAUAAUCGGCUGUAUAAAUGCAAUCCAUAUUGUGGAAAAGUAUAUGUUUAUAGCCAAACCAUGAUUGCUAAUGAUGAGAAAGCACUUGUGGGAACAGCACCUUGGAAUGUUGGAAUAUAUCGAUUAAACAAAAAGAAUAGAAAUUAUGAUCUAAUAUGUGGAGGAUCAAUAAUUGCUCCAAAUUUAAUCAUUUCUGCCGCUCAAUGUUUUUGGUACAAAGGAAUAUUAUCUAAGAAAAUAACAAUAUACGAUGAAUCAUAUAAAGUUGCCAUUGGAAAAUAUGAUAUAAAUUUAACAGUAGUUGACAAUGAAUUUACUCAAAUAAUGAAUGUAGAAACUAUUUAUUUAAAUGAAGAUUAUACUGGAGCUGCCGGUUUCUAUACUCAUGAUAUAGCUGUUAUUGUGUUAUCAAACAUAAUUUCUUUUAGUAAUUUUGUUGCACCUAUUUGUAUCGAUUGGAACGGUAAAUAUAAUGUACCGAAUGAAGUUGAAGGAAAGAUUGUUGGUUGGGAAUUAAUGGAAAACCGUAAAUAUAAUCCCAUUUUAUUAGAAACUUCAUUAUCAUAUAUGGACCGUAAAUCCUGUAGAUAUAUGUAUACCAAUGGAUUUGAACAUUUUAUAACUUUUGAUAAGUUUUGUGCAAGUUUUGCAUUGGGUUCAAGACAAGUAAUUGGUAUGGGCAAUAGUGGUGCCGGCUUAACCUUUGAACACUUUAACAGGUAUUAUUUAACUGGAAUUGUGAAUGUGAAAGAUAUAACUACAAAGGAUGAAGUUAUAGUUUUUAUAGAUAUUCAGCAUCAUGUUCAUUGGAUUCGUAAACUGUACAACAAAUAUUUGAACAAUGAUAUAAAAUAUUGCGUUCUACCAACCGUUGAAGGAGUAAUAUAUUCUUAUGAAGGCUCAGAUAAAAUUUUAGCUGAUGGGACAUUAGUUAUUCUGUAUCGUACUGUAAUUGAAAACUGUGAUGUUGGAUAUCAUAAGGUUUCUUCCAAAAGUUCUAGAGUUUGUCAGGCAAAUGGAAAGUGGCUAUUGACUUCUGAGAAAUUAUGUAUUAAAAUGUGCCCACCUUUAUUAUCAGAUAGUUUAGAUAUUGAAUGUACUCUAAAUGGUAAGUUUUCUAAUUGUUCAAAUCCAUCGAUACCCAAUACAAUAGCCAUACCAUCCUGCAAACCAUCAUAUAUUGCAUCAAUUGGAUUAGAAAAUACUACAUUUCAAUUACUUUGUCAGCCUAAUGGAAUGUGGAAUAAUCAACUAUAUAAAUGCCAUCCAUAUUGUGGUAGAGAAUAUACUAAUAUCCAUUUAUUGAUAGCUAACGGCAAGAAUGCAUCUGUUGGAACAGCACCUUGGAAUGUUGGAAUAUAUCUAUUAAACAAUGAGAAUAAAAACUAUGAAUUAAAAUGUGGAGGAUCAAUAAUUUCUUCAAAUUUAGUCAUUUCUGCCGCACAUUGUUUUUGGUACAAAGGAAUAUUAUCUAAUAACAUUACAAUAAACAAUGAAGCAUAUAAGGUCGCUAUUGGAAAAUAUGAUAGAAAUUUCACAGUAGUUGACUACGAAUUUACUCAAAUAAUGAAUGUGACAUUUAUUUAUAUAAAUGAAGAUUAUUUUGGGAAAGAAGGAUACUAUGCUCAUGAUAUAGCUGUUAUUGUGUUAUCGAAAAUAAUUUCUUUUAGUUAUGUUGUUGCACCUAUUUGUAUCGAUUGGAAUGGUAUAUACAAUGUACCGAACGAAGUUGAAGGAAAGAUUGUUGGCUGGGGAAUUACGGAAAACGGUACAUUAAGUCCCACUUUAUUAGAAACUUCAUUACCAUAUAUAGACCGUAAUUCUUGUAGAAAAAUUUUUACCAAUGGAUUUCAAUUUUUAGUGACUGAUGAUAAGUUUUGUGCUGGUUUUGCAACGGUUUCAGGACGAAAUUUGGGCAAGGGAGAUAGCGGUUCAGGCUUAGCAUUUUUACACUCUAAGUCUUAUUAUUUAACCGGCGUAUUGAGUCUUAAGGAAGCAUACUCAAAUAAUUCAAUCGCAGCUUUUACCGAUAUCAAGCGUCAUGUUCAGUGGAUUCGUGGAUUAUAUAACAAACAUAACUAAGUCCAAUAAGAUUAUAUGACAAUAAUGUCCUGAUCCCAAAUCUCUAUACUAUUCUAUACUUGCAAGUAUCUAACGAAGGAGAUCAAUUUUUUGAACGUAUUUUUUUGGUGACAUCAUAAAUAUUAGUCAGUAGUAGCCAAACAUUUAAAUACGUUAACAUGCAAAAUAAAUUACACAAAAAUGGCACAUUAAAACAACACACUUUUAUGCAAUUUUAUUAGAACAGUUAAAAAACAAAUGACUAAUGCUUCCGAUGAAGCUUGGCAUCUGUCUUAAAAGAUCACAUCACAUCAGCAUUUUUUUUGGUUGA
Melanaphis sacchari is the source of this 4140-nucleotide messenger RNA. RefSeq lists its product as uncharacterized. The record is from RefSeq and is a predicted model, not a curated record. The transcript has 24 exons. Gene Ontology annotation, biological process: proteolysis. Lineage: Eukaryota; Metazoa; Arthropoda; Insecta; Hemiptera; Aphididae. Gene Ontology annotation, molecular function: serine-type endopeptidase activity; protein binding.